AUGCAGCCUGCACUAGCCCCAGCGCCGCAUCCAAGCAUGCAAACCUCUGCUCAGGACCAUGCGGAUCAGGUGCUCCAUGAUCAGCUUCUAGCAGCCCAGCAGCACCUGUCCCAUCCCCAGGCCCGUCCGCCGCAACCUCCACCUGCGCAACCUCCGCAUAUGCAGCCGAACGCUAGCCCCCGCGACCAGAACAACAUUGACCCGGCUAUCUCCGGUGCUUCGAUGCUUGCCGGUCCUCCUCAAACGCCUCCCCAGCAGGAUCCGUCCGGUCCCGAGUCUCCCAAGAGCUAUGGCAAGCGGCCAUUGUCGACUUCCAAGCGGGCUGCUCAGAACCGUGCUGCACAGAGAGCAUUCCGUCAACGAAAGGAAACCUACAUUCGCAAAUUGGAGGACCAGGUGAAGGACUUCGAAAACAUGUCCGAGGGGAUUAAAACACUACAGACUGAGAACUACCAGCUCAGAGAAUACAUCAUCAACCUGCAAUCGCGGUUACUCGACACCCAGGGCGAAGUGCCCGAACUUCCAGGGAACAUUGAUCUGAGCCAACCCCGAACGGAAAUGCAGGUACCACCGGGUGUAUCCAACCAGAACCCUGCUGGUCCUACUCCUCCAGGGAACCCUCAGCAGCAGCCCCAACCCCACCAAAAUGCGGCCGCAUCGAACGACGAUAUGAAUUCGCUGAACCGGAUAGCAGUCGCCGGUCUGGGAAUGCGGAAACACCCGAACGAGGACCCGAACUACAUGGCCAACACCCAGUUCCAGAACAAACGCCUCCGUGGCGAUGAGGGUCAGCAUGACUCCGAUGUCACCAAAACAGAGCCAACACACGGGUUGCCCGUUGUCUCGUGA
This is a messenger RNA of Aspergillus chevalieri, 849 nucleotides long. RefSeq lists its product as uncharacterized. The coding region runs from base 1 to 849 and encodes 282 amino acids. Gene Ontology annotation, cellular component: RNA polymerase II transcription regulator complex. The record is from RefSeq and is a predicted model, not a curated record. The transcript has 4 exons. Lineage: Eukaryota; Fungi; Ascomycota; Eurotiomycetes; Eurotiales; Aspergillaceae. Gene Ontology annotation, molecular function: DNA-binding transcription activator activity, RNA polymerase II-specific; transcription cis-regulatory region binding.